AUGGCGUAUUCUCCCGCUCCAGGCUCGCCUGGGGGCACUGUAUCCAACAGUCUGCACUCCCGUGGCCGAUCGGCUAGUCCCCCGACCAGCGUCCCUCUAUCCAAACGAGACAAGCGGCGCAGUGCCCUGCAAGAGCGUCUGCAUGAUCUCACAGCCUCUUUCAGUCACAAUCGCGAUACGCAGUUUCGUCAACAACUCCAUGCUCUCCAGUGUGACAUGACGCUCAUCAACAACGCUGACCCCUACGAACCGGGUCCUCUCCCGGACUCGGCGGACGAAAUCUCCCAGCUGAUCGAAAAUACCGUCGGCGGAGGGAAAUUCGCGAAGGAGAUGGCCAGUCUUGCUGGAUUGUGGUAUUCCCGGUUUGUCCAAGAGGUCAACCAGGUCAAGGCGGACAAGGAUGCCGAACUCGCCAUGCUCCUGAACCGACACAAUAGUAACCUGGAACGCUUCAAGCGCGAAUACGCCUUUCGCGUGCACUUUGCCGAAGAAGAAUACAAUAACCUCUCCUCCACCGUGCGCGAGCGGCUCGUCCAGCAGAUCUCCACCAAGCGGCUGCGCCUGAUGCGCGAGAAAGAGCAAUUGGACCUCGCCGAUACCAACGCCCUCCUCCUGCACCCGAACCAGUUCAGCAUCACGAACCCCGCCAGUCCGGGCGGCAUCCACGGCAACCGCAAGACCCGGCACACGCGCCAUCGGGUCGACCUGGACGAGCUGGGCAACGGCAUCAUGUCGGAGCACUUCAAUAAGCGGAAGCGCAAGGCUGCCGAGGACGACGUGGGGUCACCGGUGCGCGAGGGCUUCGCCAACCCGGCCGAACGCGCCAAGGCGCAGAUGGCGGCCCAGCAGCACGCCCCCGUCUAUUCGAUCAACCAGCUGUUCACUGAGAAGGAGCUGAGCGCGCACGCCAACCAGGCGCACGUCGCCACGGUGCAUUUCUUCUCGACCUCCAAGCGCGCGGACCAGCCAUCCGGCGCGGCGACCAACGGCAACAACACCGACGCGGAGGAUGCGUCCGGCCUGGGCGACGGCACCGAGGAGGGCACGCCCGCCACCGACAUGGCGCGCACCGCCAGCCAGAACUUCCACGCGACGCGGUCGACCCGCACGCACGGCAACCACGCGCUCAACGCGCUGGCCGAACUGUCGGACAAGCCCGCAGUGCGCCCCAACCUGCCCUACAACAUCCUGGCCAACUACCACGCGCGGUCCAGCAACAACGGCGCCCCACCGCUGCCGCCGCUCAUGAACGAGGAGGUCGACGACGACUGGGCGCGCAUGGACCGGCUGCACGCUAAACCGCCCAGCUACGUCGACCGCAAUCUCAUCAAUCUGCUCGUCGAGCCCGUGCCGGCCGAAGUCGACGGCGUCCCGCAGAACCCGCACCGCUUCAGCUUGCUGCACCCGGAUUUCCCGGUCGAAACGGGCGUGCACCUGUACCCGCUGAAGGGCGGCAACGGCAAGGACGAGGGCAACGACCGCACGAAACGGAGUCGACAUUGA
Messenger RNA from Aspergillus terreus NIH2624, 1503 nucleotides. RefSeq names its product Sds3 domain-containing protein. Gene Ontology annotation, molecular function: histone deacetylase binding. The record is from RefSeq and is a predicted model, not a curated record. The transcript is spliced from 2 exons. Bases 1 to 1503 code for a protein of 500 amino acids. Gene Ontology annotation, cellular component: Sin3-type complex. NCBI's taxonomy places the organism in Eukaryota, Fungi, Ascomycota, Eurotiomycetes, Eurotiales, Aspergillaceae. Gene Ontology annotation, biological process: negative regulation of transcription by RNA polymerase II.